AUGGAAGCCGAGCGGAAAAAGAGCUUAGACUUAAAUAAAAUUUCUUCUCCUCGUGCUGCCAAUAUUGCUAAAAAGCUUGAGAUAAGUGCCCAAGAAUUUUAUAGAAAUGUACAAACGCCUACAGUAAAGCAAAUUCCAAGCUAUAUAUCUAGCGAAAGAUCAGCAAUACAAACUAGAACAAGUGAAAAAAAUAUGUAUAGUGAUUACAAAGUAUUGAUGAGCCCAAGAAUUGAUAAGCGUUUUCAGCACACUCCUUCAAAAAAUAAAUUAUAA
This is a messenger RNA of Blepharisma stoltei, 273 nucleotides long. Lineage: Eukaryota; Ciliophora; Heterotrichea; Heterotrichida; Blepharismidae. The record is from the annotation of a GenBank genome assembly.